UCUUGGCCUAACGAAGGCGGGAUACUUUCUUGACGCCGCCGCGCGCGCGAGGCGAUCGAUCGCGCGCUCUCUCCUCCACGAUAUUUCCUAGCUGCGCUGAUUGAUCGAUCAAUCGAUCGCCUGGAUCCGCCGCCGUGCGUAAGACGCAGGGAAGUGGCAGUGCGCGCAAUGUCUUCGUGGCGUUCUUCCUCCUCCUCGGCGCUCGUUGUGCUUCUAUCCGCGCUGCUGUUCCUCGCCUCCCAGGAUCGCGCGGAGGCGGUCCAGUUCGUGGUAGGGGGCAGCGCUGGCUGGACCUUGCCCUCGUUCGGCCAUGUCAAUUACACACAGUGGACGCUCGGCAACAGAUACCAUCUCGGCGACACUCUCGUGUUCAACUACUCCAAGGAUUUCCACAACGUGCUGGCGGUGAGCAAGGCGGAUUUCAUCGCUUGCAGCACCGCCAAUCCGAUCGCCACAUUCCAGGACGGGCACACCAUCAUCAAUCUGGACACCACGGGCCCGCAUUUCUAUGUUUGUGGAGUGCCGGGCCACUGCGGCCAGGGCCAGAAGCUCCUGGUGGUGGUACGGAAGCCGCCGGUCGGCCGCCACCAUGGCCCAGCCCCGUCGCCGCUACCGGGCGCCCUCCCUGCCGUACGAAACCCGGGCAAUGGACCGGCCGAGGGGCCUAUGAGCGCCGCCAGCGCCGUACCGUGGCCAUGGGCCACGGCCGUGCUCGCGGUCGCGGCGGUGCUGGCGUUAUGAGGGGCGCCGCAUUUCCGGUUCUUGGCGGGAUUUUUUGUUCUCUUUUGUUGCCACCACCCCACGCCCGUUCUAAUUUAAAGCUCUAUCGUUUUCUUU
Selaginella moellendorffii is the source of this 837-nucleotide messenger RNA. Its product is annotated as stellacyanin. Lineage: Eukaryota; Viridiplantae; Streptophyta; Lycopodiopsida; Selaginellales; Selaginellaceae. Gene Ontology annotation, molecular function: electron transfer activity. Gene Ontology annotation, cellular component: plasma membrane. The transcript is spliced from 2 exons. The record is from RefSeq and is a predicted model, not a curated record. The coding region runs from base 169 to 741 and encodes 190 amino acids.